Molecule: messenger RNA, 883 nt
Organism: Bemisia tabaci
Lineage: Eukaryota; Metazoa; Arthropoda; Insecta; Hemiptera; Aleyrodidae
Source: RefSeq, a predicted model, not a curated record
CAGCGGCGAAAGUUGCUGAUUUCAUAUCUUUUCCUUGUAAAUGCACUGGUGGAAAAGUAAAUAAAAGAUUAAGAGCUUCAAGAGAACCAUGUGCAGCGCUGAUAUCACUUUCUCUUUUCACUUAUCUGAAAAGUUCGAAAGUUCAUCAGUAAGUUCUCCAUCAAUAAAUUUGCAGAUUGGGUUGUUUUCGACGGAUGACUUUUUUUUGCAUUUUGCAUGGUUAUUCGCUGUGUUUUUUUUGGCAUUCUCCAUGAGUGGUGGGAACAGUUUGACAGAGCCGAUUGGAAUAUAAACAUAAAUAGGAAUAAUUUCUUCUCGACUAAAAAAUUUUACUCUGAUCUUGCCACCAGCAUUGUGCAGUUACUUGAGGUAUCCCGGUUCAAAAAGUCUAAAGGCAACAAAAUGUAUCAUCGGUCGGAUUUAGCCUCAAAAUUGAUAUUAAUUUCAUUAAUAUCAGUCCUCUUUUCAGCAUGUGAAUCUUUGCAAACAAGACAACGCAGAGCCACCACUCAAGAAGAACUCGAUUCCCACUGCCCGGCAGAUUUUGGUAAGCAAGAAAUCACAUCGUGGAAAAAUGAUUGCAAUGAUUGUUUCUGUAUCGAUAUCAUGAAGGCCGCCUGCACGAGAAUGAAGUGCACAGGGGAACAUUAUGCAGUAAGCUUAGGAGCUGAAGAACAAAAAGCUGAUCCCAGAUGUGUGAAUAAUACUGGAAAUUCUUGGAAAGAGGACUGCAACGACUGUUUUUGCGUGUCGAACCCACCAGUGGUCGCCUGCACCAGAAAGCGCUGUGUGAAGCCUCCAUCAGACGUCGCGCCCCAGAAAGUCAAACGUGACAUUAGAGACGAUCUCUCCAAACAUUUUGAGGAGGAAAAUAAAAUGCAAG